Beta vulgaris subsp. vulgaris (sugar beet) is the source of this 1846-nucleotide messenger RNA. RefSeq lists its product as uncharacterized. Gene Ontology annotation, molecular function: magnesium ion binding; holo-[acyl-carrier-protein] synthase activity. The record is from RefSeq and is a predicted model, not a curated record. The transcript has 9 exons. Bases 720 to 1415 code for a protein of 231 amino acids. NCBI's taxonomy places the organism in Eukaryota, Viridiplantae, Streptophyta, Magnoliopsida, Caryophyllales, Amaranthaceae. Gene Ontology annotation, cellular component: cytosol.
CCCCAACAAAUCAAGUAAUUGAUGUGAUCCAACAUCCAAUAGAAUAAGAGAAAGAGAAAAAAAAAGAAGAGAAAAACAAAAAAAAAUCAAAAGAUAAAUGUGGAUUUUUCAAAAAAAAAAAAAACUUCUCCAAUAUAAAAAUCUUUUUCUAAAUGGAAAAAUCCCAUGAUUAACUGCCAACACGCUGCCUCUAUUCGCAACUUAUCCUCACUCUCUCUCUCUCGGAAGUUCGAACUGACGAAGCCACCACCGCACCACCGCCAACGGGCCCACCAGAAGACCACUACAAGCCCACCGCCCACUGCACCUUUGUGGCUCCGUCUAUGUGAAUAAUCAUCUGAAUUUCAAACUCCAAAUUUUGAAUUUAGUAGGUGUGUUUGAAUUCUAAUUAAUUCAAUAGAAAUUGCGUAGCAACAAUGGAAUGAACAUGCGCUGCUUCAGCAAACAUAUGUCUCUCUUCAGCCAGCCUUUGCUUUCUCUUCCGCUCCCUCCGCGAGGGGAAACACAUUUGUGGUAUGUGAUUCCAGAUGAAGUAAAGAACUUAUCACUUCUAAACCAGUAUCUGGAAAUCCUUUCGCCUACUGAGAAACAAAGUGUGCUUAGCUUCCAAGAAGAUGAGCGCAGGAAGAAUGCCCUCUUAGCUCGUGCCUUGGUUCGCACUACUAUUGCUAGAUCAUAAUCUAAAUAGGAAAUGCUGGAGUUACUAACUUACUCGAUUCAUGCUAGAUCAGACAAAUUCUUACAUUAACCCAAGAUCUCUGAAGUUUAAGAAAAACUCAUAUGGAAAACCCGAAGUUGAUUGGCCACAUGAACCUGACAUGAGUUGGCCAUCGUUGCAUUUCAAUCUGUCACACACUUCAUCCUUGAUUGCCUGUGGAGUUACGACAUGUUCUGCUAUUGGAAUUGACGUUGAAGAAAAGAAGAGAACAAUAAAGAAUAAAAUCUUGUCUUUUGCACGUCGCUUCUUCUCUCUGGAUGAAGUUGAACACUUACAUAGUAUUUUAGACCCGGAAAUACAACGUCAGGAAUUUAUAAAAUUAUGGACACUCAAGGAAGCAUACGUAAAAGCAUUAGGAAGGGGCUUUUCAGCUACUCCAUUCAAGACCUUCAGGAUUCACUUCAAAGCUUCUUCCAAAAAUAUGUCAAAUAUCCCAGAGGUUACUGAUCUGACGGAAUCUGAAAUUGCUGUUGAAUCGACUCAGUUUCCAAAUGGACGAUGGCAGUUUGCGCUUCUUGACCUGGCUGAUACUCAUUAUACUGCUAUUUGCACAGAAAGUGAUAGCUUCAUUAAAGGAAACCCGUCUCCUAUGGCUUUAAGAGUGUGGAAGACAAUUCCCUUUUUAGAAGAUUUGUGUAUGUCGGGUACUGAUUCCGUAAUCACUGUCAAUGGGCUUGUCAAGCAGCUCAAAUCAUAAUCACUUGCAAUGAUCAAUUGUAGUAAUCAGAGUCAAGCAGCUCAAAUUAUUCAAUAGGUGAUUGUUUCUGAUGAUAAUCACAGAAUCGACGAAAUUAGUUACAACAAAAUGAUCAACAGAAGAAGAAAGCUAACUGGAGACCAGAAAUAGAUCAGUGAUAUUGUGAUAUAGUAAAUUUAAUCAGUUCCAAGCUGGAAUUGGUUAAUUAAUUCCUGGGAGCUGUGGAGCUGUAUUCUCCUCAUUUUACUUGUACCGAUAUCCCACAUUACGCAGAAAAUAGGUAGAGCUGUGAUGUUUAGUUGAAGUAUAUAAAAUUUCUCCAUUCGUUUUUUCAGAUUUUUCUGCCUAUGGUUUCUCAUUAUGUAUGUGUGAGAGAGCAUUACUAAUGAGUUAUCCUCUAACCCAAUUUAAUUUACAACUCUCAUUUAUUA